UUAAGUAGGAAAUGACGCCAUAUCUUCCGCGGUGGCCGACAGGACGUGGCAGCACGCAAGCGCAUAUCAAAAGAACUCUGAAAGACUACGAUUCUUUAACUGAAACAAACUCAGAUUUGGACAAAACUUUUGACACAAACAAGUGAAAACAAGUCUUCCAAAAAUGGGGCUCACAAUUUCUUCUCUUUUUGGAAGACUCUUCGGCAAGAAACAGAUGAGGAUACUCAUGGUGGGUUUGGACGCCGCUGGUAAAACUACCAUUUUGUACAAGUUGAAACUCGGAGAGAUUGUCACCACUAUCCCUACUAUUGGCUUUAACGUAGAAACUGUCGAAUACAAAAACAUCUGCUUCACCGUGUGGGAUGUCGGCGGCCAGGACAAGAUUAGACCUCUAUGGAGACACUACUUCCAGAACACACAGGGUCUCAUCUUUGUGGUGGACAGCAAUGACAGAGAGAGAGUUGCAGAGUCUGCGGAGGAGCUCGCCAAAAUGCUGCAGGAGGAUGAACUGAGGGACGCUGUGCUGCUGGUGUUCGCCAACAAACAGGACCUGCCCAAUGCCAUGGCCGUCAGCGAGCUCACAGACAAGCUGGGCCUGCAAAGCCUACGCAGCCGAACGUGGUAUGUUCAGGCCACCUGUGCCACUCAGGGCACGGGACUCUACGAGGGCCUGGACUGGCUCUCCAACGAGCUCUCAAAACACUAGAGCCACAGCCCAGAGGAGGAGAGGAGAGGAAGAGUGGAGAGGAGCGAGCGAGCGAGAGAGAGAGAGAGAGAGAGAGAGAGAGAGAGGGAGGAGAGAGACUUCCAAUCAAGGGACUUGUUGUGGCCUCUCUCUCCCUGCAUCUGAAGGAGUGUGAUCGGACGACGGCGUCAUCACGAACGAGAUCUGCACCUGUUUUUCUUUUCUUUUAUUCUUUUUUUUCUUUUUCUUUUUUUACUUCCUGUGUCUCCUGUUAACUGUCCUCCUUUUUAAAACCGCCUCAUUUUCUAUGACUGUAAAAAUAGCGCUUUAAAAAAAUUAUGCGGGGCUUUUAUGUCAUUGCUUUGAAGUUGUCAGAGUGGAGCAUUGUGGCUAAUGAAGUCUUCACAAAGAGAGGUUUACCUUGAUGGGGGCCCAAUAUUCCCAUCCAGUGCACUUAGUCUUUCUGCUCAGUAUGCUGAUCUACAUUCCACCAGAGUGGGCCAAAGUAAAUAAUGCUGUGUCACUGUUCUGAAAUCAGUCAUAAUGCUGUGUCACUGUUCUGAUAUCAGUCAUAGUGCUGUGUCACUGUUCUGAAAUCAGUCAUAGUGCUGUGUCACUGUUCUGAUAUCCGUCAUAGUGCUGUGUCACUGUUCUGAUAUCAGUCAUAGUGCUGUGUCACUGUUCUGAUAUCAGCGCUCUUGAGCAUGGGCCAGGACUCUGUUUGAGAAUAUUGGAAUGCUGCCUCUCCCUAGCAUGAGCGCCCCCCCCUUAAAUAUGUGUGGCUGUGCUCUGACACCCCAGACAGGUGAGGGGCCUUCAGCAGUAGCCUCCUGCCUCCUCUGCUGUCAUCAUAUGUGGGCCUGGUUAGAACCUGUCCAGACCUGUACGUGUCCAGUCCUGUUCAUCUUUGCGUGUUUGCGUAUUUCCUGCUGCUGUGUGCUUGACUGUGUUAUGACUGAACUCAUUAAAGACCUGGACACCCCCCCCCCCCCCCCCCCCCCCCGAGGUGACUCUGAGGCUAUAGGACUGAACAGCCGCCCGAGACGCUCUCACUACGCACCAACAUCCAGCCCUAGCCCUCCGCGUCCAGCAGGGGGCAGCAGAGUGUAGCAAAGUGUAGGAGAGGCGCUGUGGCGUUUCAAAGGGCAAGGCAACGCAAUAAUACAACACGCCUCGUCUGUACCCCUGGACCUCGUCUGUCUCCCGGACCCUGUCUGUCCCCCCCGGACCCCCUCUGUCCCCCCAGACCCUGUCUGUCUCCACGGGCCCCGUCUGGACCCUGUCUGUCUCCACGGGCUUCUUGUUUCUUAAGCAGGUUAAGACUAUAAACAGCUCAAGUGCCUGGCUUCUCAUGGUAUCAUUUUAAUUGUGGUUUUAUCGGUUUUCCUCCCUGUCACUUCUACGUUUCUCAGUAAAAGAUGUGUAGCCACUGCUCGAGAUGUCUGCUGUUAUUUUCCUUACGCUGAACGCUUGUGAGAGAAGUGGGCGUCUUUAUCAUUAACUGGAGCUGGACAUUUGCCUCUGCAGCAGAAUUUAGAGUUUGGGACUGAACUCAGUGUGUGUUUGGGGGUGUGUGUGUGUGUGUGUGUGUUAGAAGCUAUUAGGUGAAAGGCUGUGGCUUAUUAAGUGGUAUUUGCGGUGCUUGACAGAACAGCCAACAGCAGGAUCAGAAAGCGUGAUUUUGAUUAAAUGAAUGUAAACGUGGGUUUAGCGAAUGGGUAUUAAGCCAGGAUCUCGUGGGCCCUGACGUAGGCUUCUUAAAAUAUGGCUGGAAAGGCUGGAUCUGCUGCUUAAAAUCAACCAGGAAAUGCACCUGUUUAUGUUCUAAGACAUGAUUAGUGUCUGAACUCUACCUGACUCUGGGGCCACACCUCUGGGCGAGGUCCUAUAUUUGCCCUGCUCUUAUUAAGGGACUUUUUCCUGAGUGCCAUUCAGUCAUUUACCUGGCGCCUUCAGGUGCGGUAUUUACCUAAGACCGCAGAGUAUCAGAGAUUUGUGUUCCACUAGAACUAAAGCCAUCACAUUGAUUUCAUAAUCCCCAUAACCGUUUAGUUAAAGGACCUAAUGUUUAAUACAUUAUUUAAAGAGAUAAAAAACGAACUUUUAUAACAGGCAGUCAGAAAAGCGUUUGUGUGUUAGGGGUUCCACUUUUACAAUGUUUUUGUAUUCUUGUCAGAAAUCAACAGCACAGCUAGAGGGCCAGGCAAACUUCUAGACCGUAUUUAAAGAAACAAAUGCUUACCAAAGUGCUUGUAAUAAAAACAUCAAACAGUUCUGAUACUACGGACAUACUUAUGUUAUUGUAUAGGCAGAUAAGACUGAUACUAUGGACAUACUUAUGUUAUUGUAUAGGCAGAUAAGACUGAUACUAUGGACAUACUUAUGUUAUUGUAUAGGCAGAUAAAACUGAUACUAUGGACAUACUUAUGUUAUUGUAUAGGCAGAUAAGACUGAUACUACGGACACACUUAUGUUAUUGUAUAGGCAGAUAAGACUGAUACUAUGGACAUACUUAUGUUAUUGUAUAGGCAGAUAAGACCGAUACUAUGGACAUACUUAUGUUAUUGUUUAGGCAGAUAAGACUGAUUGCCCAUUAGGACUCGGGCCCCUACCUUUCAUGAACCAGCAUGGGCUCCUGCCUUUCAUGAACCACCAUGGGCUCCUGCCUUUCAUGAACCAGCAUGGGCUCCUGCCUUUCAUGAACCACCAUGGGCUUCUACCUUUCGGGAUCGCUUUAAAACUUAAGUAUUUUACAUAAUAUCUACUUGCUUUGAAACUAAAUCUGCCAUCAUGUCGGCUUGCUUAAAUAGGCAAGCUUGUUUCAGUACCAUGUCGGAACAGGAGCAGGACGACAUUAAUGUAAACUAUAGGAGAAGUAGGGCCUACUUCUUGGUAAUAAGAAUUGACACAGUAUGUCCACUAGGGGGAACACUUCCAUCUAUGAUGGGUCCGUUUGAUUGUUGGGCAGCAUGGGGGGGCAACACACGCACUUUGAGUUUUCCUUGGACCAUUAUCAAAAGUGAUGGCAUGUGAUAAAUAAACAGCAGGAUAUCAUACGGAGUUUGUUAAUAAGCUACUUCCAUUGUUAGUAGGUCUACUGAGAAAUUCAUCGAUAACGUCGUAGUUCAACCUAGACAUGUCUAUUGCCUGAUUCAUUUAAAAUAUGGCUUGUAUUUUUGUGCACGGAGAAUAUUUAAAAGUAAGCAGACAGGAUGCAGUAAUAUCAUAUUUAGCUACCAUAACUAACCCCAUCACCCCUCCCUUCCUCGCUGACACAUCGAAUACAGCUUUUCUGAGGAAACGAAAGUAACACAAGGCCACUGAGCAGCAGGUCUGAUGCCCACGGAGGAGGAGCCUUCAGGCAUAAAAAGAUCUUGUCACCGUUGUCAGGUCCUUUCUAUCCUGCAGACUCGUCUGCCCGAAGGAUCUUGGGGCCAUAGAGACGUUCUUCGCGUUGAAGAUGCUGUCGGUCAACGAUGGUCCAAUGGGUGAACAUCCUGUCGAUCAACGAUGACCAACGAUCGUCAAUCGACAAUCGUCGGUUAUCGUUGACCUACAAUGGUGGGAACAGCCAUCCAUCGUUGACAGAUGCCAUAGAGCCUCAUUCUGUCUGCUUGCACUCUUUAUGUUUUUGGAGAAGUGGAGGAAAAUCCCUGCUCCCAAGGGUAGGGUCACUUGGACCUUGUGUGCUUUAGUCCGGUGAUGUCAGCGGAGGAUCCCGACUCGUCGAGGUUCCCCGUUGUUCCCCGGUCUGGAGGCACAGGUCUCUAGUGAGCAGCGCCUGGUGUCCCCAUCGACUGCUGACGAAGCAACAGACCAAAGAAGCAACCCAUGCAAGAAGCAACCACAACAAACAAAGCAAACAAACAAACAAAGCAAACAAACAAACAAACAAACAAACCACGAAAAAGUUUAAAAGCUUAAAAUGUUAAAGUUACCCUCUACAGGGUGGCUUCUAGUUGUCUGUUGCUUGGUUGGUGGGUCGAGGGGACCCAUUCGUGAAACACACCCCGACAGUUUCUAAUAAGUAAUGCUGUACGCUUGUUUUCCUUACAAAAAAAAUUAAUAAAAAUGGCAAAAGCUGUAACGGAAA
Clupea harengus (Atlantic herring) is the source of this 4778-nucleotide messenger RNA. It is a transcript of the gene arf5, whose product is annotated as ADP-ribosylation factor 4. The record is from RefSeq and is a predicted model, not a curated record. The coding region runs from base 164 to 706 and encodes 180 amino acids. Gene Ontology annotation, molecular function: GTPase activity; GTP binding. The transcript is spliced from 8 exons. Lineage: Eukaryota; Metazoa; Chordata; Actinopteri; Clupeiformes; Clupeidae.